CGUACCGGGCCUUAUAACUCAAAUCGUUUCUUAAGGAGUAAACUCCAAAAAGUAGCUGGCAAGUGGCAACGUUUUUCGUUACUACUUAUCUGUGGCUGUCAUGGCGGCUUGUUAGUGGAGAUACGCAUUUAUAAAAUAUUACAAAAUACAAUAUAGCGCAGUGCACAAAGCUCAGUAACCUGAAGACUGAUACCGGCUAAAGUGAAUCUGAAUGCUGACCUAAUCUCGGUAAACUAGUGCGUCAAAUACAGAUAUAGCACUUAACUGUAGUGAGUUAUAUUACGUAUCAGGAUUAAUUUUCAUCAAUUUAUUAUUUUGCUUAACAAAACAUGGAUUUUAGCGAUAAAGUCGUACUAAUUACUGGAGCCAGUUCCGGGCUAGGUGCUGCAAUUGCUAUUCAUCUAUCGAAAUUAUCCGCUAAGUUAGUGCUAGUUGGAAGAAAAGAGAUCAAUUUAAAAAAGAUUGCACUAUACUGUGAAAACGCAAAAGGAAUAAAAUCACAUACUAUUAUAGCUGAUGUAUCAGAUGAAGGGGCUUUGGAAAGAAUCUUAAAUGAAACAAUUGAGGAAUUCGGCAAAUUAGAUGUCUUAGUGAACAAUGCAGGAGUUUUAGCCAUGGGAGGAAUUAAGAAAACAGACAUGGAAAGUUUUGACAGAGUUAUGUCUAUCAACACUCGUGCUGUGUUUCAGCUGACUAUGCUGGCUACACCGCAUUUAAUUGCAAGUAAAGGAUGCAUUAUUAACAUGUCUAGUAUUGUAAGUACCAGGCCGAAUACAAUGAUGCUUGCAUACAAUAUGUCUAAGGCAGCCAUAGAUCAAUUCACAAAAUGUGUUGCUUUAGAAUUAGCACCAUAUGGGGUAAGGGUUAACUCUGUUAACCCUGGCUUUGUUAAGACAAAUAUUAUAAAAGAUAGUGGUCUGACAGAUGAUCAAAUAGACAUGUAUGCUAAGAACAUGGCACAGAGUAACCCACUGAAAAAACUAGUUGAGGCUAAUGAAGUAGCAGCAUUAGUGGCUUUUCUUGCCAGUGAUCAAGCUAAGAGCAUCACAGGCUCUUGUUAUCCAAUAGAUGGUGGCAAACUGUUAGUGUAGAAAUGUUUAGUCCACUUUAUAGUGACAUAUAUUAUCAUGUAGUCAUAUUAAUGGAAAUUAAAUAAUAUAUUUAAUCUUUAGUAACAUUAGUAUUAUAUUCUUAAAGGACAGUUAAACCUACAAUACAUAGAAUUGUUUUAUUUAAAUAUGUAAAAAAAUAUACAUAUAUUUGUUUA
Molecule: messenger RNA, 1267 nt
Organism: Pieris brassicae (large cabbage white)
Lineage: Eukaryota; Metazoa; Arthropoda; Insecta; Lepidoptera; Pieridae
Product: L-xylulose reductase-like
Exons: 1
Coding region: 330-1091 (253 amino acids)
Molecular function (GO): oxidoreductase activity
Source: RefSeq, a predicted model, not a curated record